Messenger RNA from Nasonia vitripennis (jewel wasp), 2184 nucleotides. RefSeq names its product peptidyl-prolyl cis-trans isomerase. The transcript has 3 exons. The coding region runs from base 1159 to 1653 and encodes 164 amino acids. Gene Ontology annotation, molecular function: peptidyl-prolyl cis-trans isomerase activity. The record is from RefSeq and is a predicted model, not a curated record. NCBI's taxonomy places the organism in Eukaryota, Metazoa, Arthropoda, Insecta, Hymenoptera, Pteromalidae. Gene Ontology annotation, biological process: protein peptidyl-prolyl isomerization; protein folding. Gene Ontology annotation, cellular component: intracellular membrane-bounded organelle.
CGUACACGGUAGUUUACCGCGUAUUUUCGAGAUGUAGGUUAUGAUCUCUCUUCGGUUGCGCUUAUCUCCGGCUUUCGCCGAGGGGCGACUUCCGGUGCCGUUUGCGCGCAGAUUUUUUGAAUUUCGGUUUCGCGCACUUUUUCCUCUCCUCGCAAGCAGAAGCUUUUCGCUCUCGAGGGAAGCGCUUUGUUCGCGAAGUGGAGUAGGCAAUCUGGAGCGAAAGUUUCGAGUUUGUACCUACUCCUUUUGUUGAAAUAUCGCGUUAAAGAUGCGCGAGGUUAUUUAUAAUUCAUUAGAGCUUCGCAGCGCGCAUUUUCUAAAACGCUCCGAUUUGUUAAUUUAAAUAAAUAAUCACGUAUUUCUCGAUUGUGAAUAAUCCUCCCUUCGACUUACCAACGAAAGUUUUGAUUAUUACGCUAAUCACUGGAUUCGAUCAGCCCAAGGUGGUGUUGAGCUUUGAAACGUUCUUUACAUAAUUACUUUCUAAUCAGAGCGCGAGCUUGCAAACUUGCGCUUGUUAAAAACUUUGCCCACACAUGUGAUUGCAGGUUUUAGAAACGGAAUAUAAAAUUCUGUCAUCAGAUCUCGCAACAUCUCAGGAAUAUUUUAUAGGCUGUGUACCGUAUACACGGAAAAACGUAUCCAAUCAGGACAUUGCAUGUCCAUAUAUUUUCUCACAGACUCGGCAAUUAUUUUAAGUGGGUGUUGUGGCGUAUCAUCAAAGUCCGCGACUCGUAUAUUAUAUUUCACGAAUAUACUGUACAGUCUUUACAUACUCUUUAUGCCUCCGAGACACACGUGUGCCAGUUUCUCUCUCUCUCUCUCUCUAUUAUUGAAGAGGAACUAGACAGUUUUAUGAAACUCGAUUGGGUCUUGAAUGCAGGUGUGAGAAUAACAGUAGUGUGGGCCUUUGUGCAGCAGUAGCAGCAGCAGCAGCAGCAGCAGCAGCAGCUGACCCUGUCCUCAAAAUGCUAUUUCCUUCUUUAAACUGCACUGAAGGAGGUCAAGUACCAUUACUCCGGCUAAUCUUGACUCGUUAAAAUUCUUUGCCAUUGUUACACGUAUACGUGUAACGUGUCGUCGAUGUGUCCGACGAUUUAAUUAUCUUAUGUGCGCGCUUCGGCCUCACACACGUGUCUCAGCCAAGGAAAAUAGAGGAUGUCCCUUAUCUCAUCAUCGCUUAUUCCCAAUAUAUCGAUUCCCGCCUGCAUCGAGCGUAAUCUCCGCACCGACGUGGCUCCGAAGACGGCGGAGAACUUCCGGGCCUUGUGCACCGGCGACAAGGGCUUCGGCUACAAGGGCAGCAGCUUCCACCGGGUCAUCCCGAACUUCAUGUGCCAGGGAGGCGACUUCACGAACCACAACGGCACCGGAGGCAAGUCCAUCUACGGCACCAAGUUCGAGGACGAGAACUUCCAGCUGAAGCAUACCGAGCCCGGUAUUCUGUCGAUGGCCAACGCUGGGCCCAACACCAACGGCUCGCAGUUCUUCAUCACCUGCGUCAAGACCAAUUGGCUGGACGGCAAGCACGUGGUCUUUGGAAAGGUCGUCGAGGGCAUGGAGGUCGUUAGGAAGCUGGAGGCAAUGGGCUCGCAGAGUGGCAAGACAUCCAAGAAGAUCGUGGUGCAGGACUGCGGCGAGAUCAAGUCGUAAAAAGGACGCGCACAGAGUCAUAUCAAGCCGGAAAGCUCGAGUGUGAGAACGCAGCCAGUGGAUUCAUCCUCGUCAUCAUAUCCGCCUCGCCUCUCGCUUGGGAUCUCAUGACAUUGCGUCGACUUAUUCGUUGACCUUCUUUCCUGAUUUAGCCCCGAGCUCAAACGUUAUGAGCACUGUAUCCACGAGUAUAUCUAUAUGCAUAUACGAUACGCGACUCUCCUUCUGGAGCUUUGAGCGGAGGAGACGCGAAAAAGCACAUAAUGCACAUGUACGGCGUGAACGAGCACAGAAUCUAUAUCCGAAGCAGCAUUUAUGAGAGACAGAGAAGCUUAUAUACUAUCCAUUUCCGGUGUAUCGAUUUUCUUUACUCUGUAUGUCCUAAAUAGUGCAUUUUUUUCAUAACUUGUUUUCGAUACGUUGCGUCGCACUCUUCUCGGUUUCUGCGGAUAUGCGUAUAGGCGAAGAGUGUGGCGGUAACGAUCAAUGUUAGUAUCAAUUUCUACGAAAUAAAGUUGUUUUCAAAAACCA